AUGUCCACAAUACAGCCCGAACUUGAUUGGGUGCCUCCAAAUGAAGAGUCGGAAGAUGGCCCCGACAGCGCCGACGCAAUUGGGAUCAAAAUCUUGUGCUCGGUGCUCACAUUCCCCAACACCUUAUCCGCGAAAUUGCUCUCGAUCUCGGCCGGAAAAGGGUCCCGCGCCCCAAAAUCGCCAAUCAAGUCCUCCGCUGCAGCUCGAAUCUGCAGCGAACGACGUCGUACGGUUCUCAGGUUGAGGAAGCCUCGGGCCGCGCAGGAUGAGGUUCUAGAGAGAGAAAGUAGGGGAGAGAAAGUGAAGUGUGGCGAACAGGAAGCCAUGGAGAGAGCAGGAAGUUGCCGAAUGCGAGUGUGCUUGGUGGAUUAA
Molecule: messenger RNA, 372 nt
Organism: Striga asiatica
Lineage: Eukaryota; Viridiplantae; Streptophyta; Magnoliopsida; Lamiales; Orobanchaceae
Source: the annotation of a GenBank genome assembly